AUGUCCAUUGGCUGGGAAACCAACAAGCAGUCUGGCCUGAACAGAAUGAAAAUAAACAUGGAGGGAGAGCUCACAGACUUUAACUUCUGGGAGGGAGUGCACAGCCUAGGCAGCCAGCUGAGCAGUGAAAUAGCUCUAGAUCCAAAAGAGGGACAGGCUGUGAACACGUUUAAAGUCAUGUCUGUUACAAAAACCGCAAGGUACGAUAAAAUAACGGGAAAGAACAAUGAAACAGUGUACAUCUACGGAGACUGGAGACAGGGAUCUCCGAAAAUAGGAAACACUGUGAGCAUUGUCCCGUGCCUGUGCUGUCCAGAGGCAAUUGAUGCAGGCGAUCUGAACAUCAUCACAAACGAGUCCAACUAUCUAAUUAUUCACUCAAAAAAAUCACUGGUAGCAACGAACAUAAUACAGUCACUGGAGUGCGUGCGCAAGGCAAUGCUCAUGGAAAGCAUCGAGCAGCUGAACAGACCAGUGACAAAGCCCCUUGUGCACGGAAUAAUAAUCCACGAGUGGCUGGAGUUCCUGAUAAAGAACAGAGGAACACCGAUACCUGCUGUAGCAAUGGAGCUGAAGAGAAUUAUUUGCAAAUACACGCUGCAGCUGUACAAGAUAGGAGAAAAAAUUGAUAAAAUAUUUUCCGAAAUAUUUAGACACUUUGGGACUCUCAAGGGGUUUAUCAGCACGCUCGAAUACACAGAGUCAAAAGAAAGCAAAACCGUGCACAGCCAGCUUCUCCAGCUGAAAGGAAAGCCAGACAUUAUUAUAUCCAGCAGCAAAGGAGAGACUGAGAUAGAGCUGAAAACAGGACAGAACCUGCACAUUGACAAUAUAGCACAGGUUAUUCUCUACGGUCUUUUGCAGAAAGAGCAGAAGGGAUAUAGCUCGCAGCGUCUGUACCAUCUGAAGAGUAACGCGUGCCAAGAGAUUAAGCUCAAACACUCCGAAGUAAUACACAUUCUGUGCCACAGAAACAGAAUGGUGAGAGAAACGAAGAUGCCUCCCCGCAAAGUCAUACCGCACUGUGCCAUAUGCAAUUUAAGCGAGAUAUGCAGUAAUAUUUCGAAAAUAGAAGACUCUGCCAGAGACUUUCCCAUUCCGCAGUCAGUGGGAUCACAGAAAACUCCGAUCAGCGGGAUGGACAUGCUGAAGAUAAUGGACUUUAGCAACAUAUACCUGUUCGGAUACCUGUGGGAGCAGAUACAGGAGGAAGAGAACAGGGCAAAGGAAACAGCAGUGCAGGCCUCUGUAGAUAUAUGGGACAAUAACCACCUGAAAAUAACUUUAAGCGAAGAAAAGACUAAGAGCUUUUUUUGCGGUGAGUUUGUAAUGGUCUACGACAUGGAUAUGUGCUCAUUUGGAAGAGGAGUUAUUUCAGUUGUCAAUCAAGAAACAAUUGAGAUACACAUGCACGAAAGACUGCUUUACGAUCACAAGGGCCUUAUAUACAUAUCAAAAGACCCGUCUUUAAAAAUGUUUGCUGAGCUAAGAUCUUCUCUUCUUUAUCUAUUUUCCACCGAAAAAAUCAAAAAAAUGUGGCUGGAAAUACCUGAUAAGUCUGUCCCUCCGCACAUUCCCUCUGAGUUUAUCGAGGAGUUUCAGGAUCUCAACAAAGAUCAGAAGUCAGCACUGUACAACGCUGUGCACCCUGCGCCGUACGCACUCAUUCAUGGAAUGCCUGGGACGGGAAAAACCAAAGUGAUUUCUCUGCUGUCAAAGAUAGUUGCAAGCCAGAAAAAGAAAGUGCUUAUUUGCUGUUUUACACACCUGUCGCUAUCUAACAUAGAAAAAAGACUAGAGGGCUGUGCUGCGCUGAAGAUAUACAGAACAGGAAGAACUAAGGUAGAAGAUAUUGCAAAGUCUCCGGAAGAAAUAGGAGAGCUCUUUGACUCAUACAACAUUAUUCUUUCCACAACAAGAUCGUUUUUCAAAGACCCUAUUUUCGACAACAGAACAUUUGAUAUGUACAUAGCAGACGAGGCAACACAGCAAAACUUUCUUUUUUCAGUCAUUCCCACCAUGUUUUCAUCUUCAUUUGUGCUUGUAGGCGACCAUUUGCAGCUGCAUCCUCUGGCAAAAACACCUGCGCUUGGAAUCAGUCUCUUCGAGCUUCUGAGAACAAGACACUCUGUCAGCGCGCUGACAAUGCAGUACAGAAUGCCACAGUGCAUCAUGGAUGUGGCUAAUGCUAUGUUUUACAAUGGGCAAAUGAAGUGCGAACAAAAAGAGAAGGGAAGCAUAUCGUUCAUCAAUGCCACUGCAGAAGAUGCUGAGCACAUUGUGAGAAGCCAAAAGAGAACAACCCAGAUACUGUGCUACUUCAAUGAACAGGCUAGGAACGUGCGAAUGCUGGGAAAAGAGGCAGAAACAGUUGAUAAGUUCCAAGGGAGUGAGUGCAGAGACAUUCUUCUUAUUGUAGACUUGCUGCUGGCAGGGCCACCAAAACUGGAAAUACUUACAUCGCCAGAGAGACUGAAUGUAGGCCUCACACGAGCCAAAGCAUCCCUGAAAAUACUGGGGAAUGCAGAGUUUUUGAAGAAGUUUCCACUGUUUGAGCAGCUCUUCGAAUAUUUGCCUUAUGAGGAGUAUGUGAGCUAG
This is a messenger RNA of Nematocida minor, 2598 nucleotides long. Its product is annotated as DNA replication ATP-dependent helicase/nuclease Dna2. The record is from RefSeq and is a predicted model, not a curated record. Gene Ontology annotation, molecular function: ATP binding. The coding region runs from base 1 to 2598 and encodes 865 amino acids. NCBI's taxonomy places the organism in Eukaryota, Fungi, Microsporidia. The transcript has a single exon.